This is a messenger RNA of Chelonus insularis, 5348 nucleotides long. RefSeq names its product MEP-1 (gene MEP-1). The transcript is spliced from 9 exons. The coding region runs from base 636 to 3968 and encodes 1110 amino acids. Gene Ontology annotation, biological process: positive regulation of transcription by RNA polymerase II. Gene Ontology annotation, cellular component: nucleus. Lineage: Eukaryota; Metazoa; Arthropoda; Insecta; Hymenoptera; Braconidae. The record is from RefSeq and is a predicted model, not a curated record.
AACGAUUGAUUGCUAUUGGUUGUUAAAGUAGAUUUGUUAUAAGUGUAAACGUAGUAGAGAAACAAAUAAUGGAUGAAAAAUUGGUGAUGAUGAUGGUACAUGCAAGUAGUUCGGCUUGCAGGUGACUGACUGACUGACUGAGCGACGCCACAACUUCAUUCCUCUCCUCUCCCGACCCCUCUCUCAACGUCUCAUACUCGUGCACGCAGGAGAGUCACCUCUCGGCGUCUCCUGACUCGGACUUCCUGGAUUUUCCCCGAGGAAGCUGACGGUAUCUGUUGUGUUAGGAGAUAGUCGAGAGGUUUAAUACACAAACAAUCAUUUAAGUCUAAAAACGUGGUUGUUUUAUUUAAAGAGUUACAUUUAAUUAUCUCGAAUCUCCGGAUAAGAAACAAACCACAACCCCGCCAUCGGGGUUACGGCAAGCAGUUUAUUGGUUAUGGGACGUUGAGGGAGCUCUCCGGAGAGUGCGGAAUUCGUUGUGCGCCAUUUUGAAAAAUUUCCUCAACUAUUAUUUCCGUACGUGGUGGAGUGAAGUUCGUAUUAUACUAUUAUUGUGAAGAAAUAACGUGGCGUCCAACCUCCCCCGGACGCAGUCAGUCCGUGAGGGUAAGCCGGACAGCAGCAGUGGCCCCAUGGAAGGUACAUUGGAAGAUUCACCACUGGUCAAGGACCCAUCUAACGACAACUCUGAUGUAGCAAAAGAUGCUGUAAUUUUGAAUGGUGUCAAUGGCUCUUGUGAUGACAGUGAUAAACUUGAUAAUGACAUGGCACCAGACAGUAAAAUGGUGACCACUGAUAAUGCUUUAGAAGAGGAUGAUGAAGAGGAGGAAGAAGAUGUACCGGAUAAUGAAGAUAUACCACAUGAAAAAACUUUAAAUUCAUCACAAAAUAAAAAUUUAUGUGAUAAUGAUUCAAAAAAUUCAACUAAAGAACCAAUAUCAACAGAAGACUCUAAGAGUGCUGAAAGUGAUAAUAAAAAUGUUAGUGAAGUGUUAGACGACAAACGAGAGUGUAAAGAUAAUUUCUCUGAGUCUAUGGAUGUUGAUUAUCAAAAUAAUAAUUCUGACGUCGAAUGUCUUGACGAAAAUAUAACAGAUCUACAAAUGGAAGUUGACACUGAACCUGAUAAAAAUCAGGACGAUGAUAUUAAUGAUGAUGAUGAUGAUGAUGAAGACGAUGAUGAUGAUGAUGAUGAUGUGAAAGCCGUAUCAGAAAGUAGCGAUAUUCAACAUUUAAAUGAUAGCGUAGUGUCUAUAUCUAGUGCUGAAACAUCAGAUUUAAAAAUUUGUGAAGAAAAUGGUAGCUUGAGUAGUCCAGAGAUUGAAGAAAUUACAGAAAGUAAAAGCAAUGGCCAUAAUAUAUCUGAAGAACGUUUAUCAAAAGAACCAAAACAGAAAAAAGCUAGAAAACAGAUAGAUUUGAGCAAUAUAACUCCUAGACGUAGCUCAAGAAAUAUCAAACGUACUAGUUAUAUCGAAAAAGAACCUGAAGAAGUUGAAGUUGAUGGAUCAUCUGAUAUAGAAGAAAUUAAACCAGAAGAUCCAUUGGCUUGUGUCGAUAGUAAAGAUAAAGAGAAUUCAAAAUUAAAAUCACCUAUAAAAACAAGUAAAACGACAAUUGUUGUCAAUGAUACUAAACGUCUUGUUGAAAUCGCAGCUGGUAGUAAAGCAUCGAAAGGUGGUAAAAAAGAACCAACUUUAGUAAUUAUUGAUACUAACUCAAUCCUUUCAGGACGUGGAGGUGUGCCAAUAAAUAAUAGUAAAUCACAUCACUCAGUAUCAAGCUCAAGUGGCUUUUCAGUGAUGCCUGUAGGUUUAAAUGCUACUCAAACUAUUUACCCGAAUAUGCGGACUACAAUAACCCCUGUACCAAUGACUUCCAAAACUGCUCAGCUCAGUCCCAAAUUAUCUAGUAGCAUAACAGCAAUACCAACACCAGCCCCUGCUCCUCAGAUUUUGCCAACUCUCACUGAUGACAUGUUUGUUGUUGAAGCGCCGUCCUUCAUCGUUCCUUAUGUGUAUGAAAAGCCACCAUUGAAACCAUUAAAAGAAUUUGUCACAAAGUUAGAAAAAUGCAUUGAAGAAAUAGACAAAGAAGAGAAAUCUAUGAAAAAAGAUAAAAAAAAUCGCAAAAAUAAAGACGAUUCUUCAGAAUCUUCCAGAAAUGAUAGUGAAAGUGAAGGAAGUGUGAAAAGCAUGAAAAAAGAUGAUUAUGGAGAUUCGGUCGAUUUAGCUGAUAAACAAUUCGGAGGUGACGAUAAAGAUGAUAAAAAUAAAAUUUUAACCUAUUUUGAUUUACCUCUUGGAAAAUUUUUCAUGCAAAUUGGCGUAAAUCUCGUCCAAGAGUUUGUACAAACAGAUUUAUUGAGAACUCAAAAACGUAAGCAGGGUAAAGGUAGUACAUCUGCGGAAACGCAAAUGGCAAUAAACUCAUUGAUUAAAAAUUUAGAAUUUAGCAAAGAAAAUAAUGAACCAUUCCACUUAGAGAUGAAAAAAUGUGAGUUUUGUAAUUUUAAAACAGAAUCAGCAUUGGUAAUGCAGCAUCAUUUAGAAACACCACAUAUGCGAAAUUAUGUGUAUAAAUGUAACUUUUGUCCUUUGGAAGUUCGAAGUCCACAUGAUAUUCUUUUUCAUAUGGAAGCUGAACACAAUACACGUGGAAGACUUGAACGCGGUCCAGCUUUCCAUCAAUGUCCUAAUUGUCCAUUUGAAGACAAUCAAAAGGGUAAACUUACCCGACAUAUACUCGCAUGUACAAAGAAAUUUAGGCCUGAACGCAAUCUUGAACCUGCUACGGAUUGGGAACCACCUGCUAAAAUACCAAGGUUCAGUCGUGCUAGAAAUGUUGGUAGUGUUAAUUCUAACGCUCUUGCUAUGGCUAUGGGCUCUAAAGGACCUCAGCCAUUGUUACCAAAAUUACUUCCAACACCAAUCACUGGUCGCGGAAGAGGUAGACCACCAAUGCAACCAAGGUAUUCAGAUAUAAAGUCAUUGAGACCUGGCAGCACACCUGUUCGACAAGAUAAUGUACCAGGAAUGAUGUAUCGACCAACAUCUUCAGGACUUUUAGUACCUACAUCUUAUCAGUUUGGCAGUAACCAAAUAUUCCAGGUGGUGGGUGGUUCUGGGACUGUCACAUCAGCAUCGGGGGUGAGUAGCAGUAGCUGCGGCAGUUCCGGUCGACCCACACCCAUUGCCCUUGUAUCCAACGUAAUCGACUCUCAGUCUAGAUUGUCCUCAUUACAGAAUACAUCAAGUAGUUCGAAGAAUCCUGCAGCAAAAUUGUUAAGUCAGCCAAGUAUAUCCAUAACUCCAUUACCACGUACUACAAGUCAAGCCCCCAUCUUAGGCUCCGGUUCACCGUCAAAGCCUGGUGGAAAAAAUACAUUUGUUAUAUGUGAAAUUUGUGAUGGAUAUAUCAAGGAUCUAGAACAACUUCGCAAUCAUAUGCAAUGGAUUCAUAAAGUCAAAAUACAUCCAAAGAUGAUUUAUAAUAGACCUCCAUUAAACUGUCAAAAGUGUCAAUUCCGAUUCUUUACUGAUCAGGGAUUGGAGAGACAUUUACUUGGAUCGCAUGGACUCGUUACAUCAAGUAUGCAAGAAGCUGCAAAUAAAGGGAAAGACGCAGGCCGUUGUCCAGCUUGUGGCAGAGUCUAUCAAUGGAAAUUAUUGAAUCACGUCGCGCGAGAUCAUGGAAUGACACUAAAGCCCGCACAUUUAUCAUACAAAUGUACAGUAUGCACUGCCACGUUCGGGAUGUAUAAGCAAUUUGAAAAUCAUGUGUAUUCAGCACAUAGUGUGGUAGCUAAACGCGUAAUAGACAAGAAAAAUACACCAUCAUCACCAUCAUCGAGAUCUAAUGAUUCACUCUUAAAACCAUUGAAAAUUAAUGACGAAAUUACAAUUAUACCACAGCCAGCGAAAACGACAACAAGAUUAAAUAGUUCACAAGGAAGAAGCAAAUAGCAAUUGUCGACCGAGUGAUGUAUGUUUAUUUUGUUUCGAUGAAUGUCGCAUAAAACGUUCAAUGAUACUCCUUUUUCAUUUAUAAAAAAAAAAAAAAUUAAACAGGCGAAAAAUCUCAAAAAAUAAAAAAAAAAUAUUUCAAAAAAUAUUUUAAAAAAAACAAAAAAAAAAAUAAUUAAAUGAAACACGAAGUGAAAAUUCGUUCAUUGAACGUUAAUUUGUGCCCUGUAUAUGUGUGAGCAUAGAGUGAUGCUUAAAGCGCGCUAAUAUAUACGUGAACAAAUAAAAAAUAUAGAAAGGCAGAAAGAAAAGAGUCAUCCGCGAAUUUUUUGCGAAUAUAAAUAAUAAUAAAAUAAUAAUAUAGUAAUAAAAAUAAGAAUAAUAAUUAUGAUAAAAAUGAUGAAUAAGAUAAAUAACAAUGGUGAAAUUACAAAUACAGAAACACACACAUACUAGUUGACUGCGUAAUAAUAUUCCAUCGAUGAUUAUACCGAUAUAUUUAUUUAAGAAUUUUUAUUGUUGUUAUCGGACAUGCAUAAAAAUAAUAAUAGACUGUAAAAAUAAUAAGAAACAAACUAAGAACAAGAUACAAGGGUGGCCUUCAGUAAUAACUCCUUGGUUAAUCCUGAAGACGCGUAUUUCCCAAAUUGCCUAUAAAAUUGUAGUUUAUUAACAACCACAAACACGGUCUUUGUGCUUGAUUAAGUCGUGGAUUAUCACGGCUUGUCAAUAGAAUAGUCCUUUAUAUAUAUGAAUAUACAUAUAUAUUUUAUGAGGUUCGAAGAUUAGUUGACAAAUGUGUUGUGCUUCAAACCCUGAUCUCUUUGUGAAGUUUUUUUCAAAUCAGCUCUUGAUGAUUUUACGAUGAGUUUUUUUCAAUCAAAUCAUGAUGAUGUUUUUAUUUAUUUUCUUUAAUAUCAGAGAUAAAUUGAAAGAAUAUUAUGAAAGUAUUUUUUUAAUUCAUGAAAACUCUUCUUUUUCGUUGCAAAUUUGAAUACUUUUCUAAUUAUAAUUAAUGUAAACUUUUAAUGUUAAUGAAUUCCUUAAUAGUUUUUUUAAUGGUUAAUUAUUUUACUGAUAUAAAAAAGAACGUCGAAUAUUAUGAAUUUGUAGAUUUGUGUGUAUCAAAUAAUUUAUGAUAUAAACGAUCAUCAUCAUCAACGGGGUAAUCGGAACACUGUACAUUGUAUCUAUUUACUUACUUAUAAGUUGGAUUGCAUAAUCCUUCAAUGCAUUGUAAUAAAAACGAAAAAAUAUAUCCAGUUUUAUUUUUGCGCUCUUAAAGAAAAAUAAUAUAAGUUAAAGAACAAAUGUACAUUAACAUAGGGUCUAUAAUGAAAUCGAAAAAUUAUAUCAAUAAAAAACAAAUAAAUCGGUAAA